ACCCUAAUCUAAGCACCAGUCGGCGGCGGCGCCCAGUUAGAAUGAUCUCGACAGAAAAGAGGAUAGUGGCGGCGGGGGAAAAGACGAGUGAGGAAGCUUUGAAGGAGGAGGCGGAGAUGGAGGGGGCAUCCGGGAAGCUCGCGGGGCUGCAGUCUAUCGUUUUACCUCCCGGCCAAACGACUAUGGAGUCCCGUGGCAGGAAGAAUCAUACGCGUGCAGAUAUGCUGGUAAAUAUACACAAGGCGCUUUUAGUAUUGGAAGGCAUGAUGAUGGAUAUAGCACCGGAUGAGUCGAAGGACACGCCCGAGGAUCACAUGUCCAACUCCGGCAGCAGUUCCGGCAAGCAGACUGUCCGCUCAGAAGCCGUUCCGAGAUUGGGGAAACAAGUUUUUUCACCUGCAAUGGAUUCGUUGAACAUGAUCAGUGGCUGGUACCCCAAUUUAGUUAAGAUAAGAAAGGGAUCAUAAAGCCCAAGGCGCUGCCGGAGGGUCCUGAUGCCUAUAUGGAGGGGUUGACGUUCCUGAAUGAUCUCAAAUCCAGGCUUGAGGAGAAACUCAAUCGCGCCAGCAAAUUCGACAGAUUGGAAUCAGAUGGUGCUGAUUGUGGUGGUCAUGAGAAAAAGGAUGAGCUUGGCAGGGGAAAAUCAGAUGGUGAUGCGAAGGUUGAAGCGGGCAAGCUUGUACUGGGACCUGCAUUUCCCAGUGGCAAGUCCAUGGUCGUAUCAGACAAGCAGAUGGUCGAACAUGCACCUCCUACUCCUGCCAUAGUGGUUUGUGGUGGCGAGUCCGUGGUCGAAUCAGACAAGCCGAUGGUCGAACCUGCACCUCCCAGUCCUGCCAUAGUGGUUUGUGGUGGUGAGUCCGUGGUUGAAUCAGGCAAGCCGAUGCUUGGACGUGUGGUGAUGACAAAAAGGAUGAGAUGGACAUCGCCAAAUUGUUUGACGAAUUCCAGUCGGAGACGGAUGCAGAGUCAGAGUCAGUGAUGGGUUCAGAUACCAAUGAGGGGAUGUCCAUUGUCAAAUCAGACAAGUUGAUAUUAGAUUCUGCAGAUCUCAUUCCCACCAGAUUAGAACAGUACUCGGUCCAGGAUCCUGAUCAUGAUGAGAUGGACAGAGGCAAACCAGGCACACUGUUAUCCAUGGAGGCCAAAGCCGCCGAGGCGGCGGCUCACGAAGCAUAUAGAUUUGCUUCAGAGAUCCGUUGCUGGGAAUCUGCAUGGAGCAAAACCUGCAAUUUCUUCACAGACACCACGGCGCUGAGUUCCAUGCAGUUUACACAUUACACACCUGGAAACAUGUCAUACCACCGUGUCGGCUCCACCCCGGAAACCUUGCAGAUCUUUUCCGUCAAACUCGCAAAGAUAGGUGGUGGUCUUGCGUGGCCAUUGUCUGUGUAUGGUGUGGUUGCCGCCCGUGACAUCGUGGAUCACAACCGCAACAUUCUCUUCUCUUGUAGUAGGAGCCAGGCCCAAGAACUGAGACAGGAUGAUCCCUUUUUGCACUUGAUUGGACCGUCUCGUGCAAUUGUAUUUAUGGACAUGGUUGACUUUGAAAUCCAACUAAAAGUAAAAGGUACAACAAAGUCUGAAGAUAAAGCAUUGAUCAGUUAUGUGUGCAAUUAUAAUGGAGGAUGUAGUCCUGGUGUAUCUACCUUAUGCAUUGAGAAAUUCUUCUGCACACUGGAGUUAUGCUUGCAGCGAAUUAGACGAACGGUCCAGGCUACUAUCUUGGGUGUUCAGGUAGUCAAAUAUGGCUCAUGGCCUUUUGAAUAUGGCGGCCGAGUUACUUGCUCCCCACCAUCAGAAGGGGAAAUGGUGUGCACUGAUAGUGGAGUCACUCCUAUUAUUAAUUUAGCAUCUAGCCAAAUUGUCCUGCUUGAGUCAAAAGGUAAAGCACUGCCGAAAGGUUUUCAUGGUUACAUAGUUCUGUCGAGGCAAGUUGUUUCUGUAGAAGCUGAAGGAGUGUUGGACCUUGCCCUGGAAGCCUACUCCAGAUCUGGUGAUACCACUACUGCACAAGGUCAUGUCCGUUUCUUGCCCAAAUUUUGCGGUAUAAGCCAGGAUAAAUGUUUUCUUGAUGAUGUCGAGGUAGUGAUUACUGUUGCUUGGUCCCUUGUUGCUACGAGCAAGCGGGAGGUGGUGUUAGAACGAGGUUUGUCUGAAUAUUGACCUAAGAGAUUUGGGCGAGGAACACCAACCAAUCCCAUGAUCUGAUUCGUAUGGGGGUUAUUGGAGUAUGUUAUGUAAUCUGUCAACAAUUUGUGCACCCACUGUAAAUGUGAUCUGAUUUGUAUGUGGGUUAUUGGAGUAUGUUAUGUAAUCUGUCAACAAUUUGUGCACCCACUGUAAAUGUCGUCCAACUAUGUACAGUAACUUCUAAGUUAUGCUCUGUCGUCUGAUGUUGAACUCUAUUCUAAAGUUGCUUCUUUAUGUUUUUAGUGCAUUGUGUGUAGUAUAAUAAUAUUUGUCAAAUGUCUUUUG
Messenger RNA from Triticum aestivum (bread wheat), 2478 nucleotides. RefSeq lists its product as uncharacterized. The record is from RefSeq and is a predicted model, not a curated record. Lineage: Eukaryota; Viridiplantae; Streptophyta; Magnoliopsida; Poales; Poaceae. The coding region runs from base 919 to 2166 and encodes 415 amino acids. The transcript is spliced from 3 exons.